UUCUAAUGAAGAAGGCGUCGAGACCAAAUGCCGCAACCACCACCGCCUCCGUCGCCGGCAAACCGCCGCCGGCGAUGUCGAAGAAGAGGACUUCAGGAGCUCCAACCUCGGUCAAUUCUCUCAGUACUGACUCUCUUUCAUUGAUCUUCUCAUAUCUACACCUUCUCGAUGUUGGUCGCUGUUCAUUAGUCUGCAAAUACUGGAACUCAGCAAUUAUUAAGACAAAGUUACUGCAAUCAAUUCUUUGCAAGAAACUAAAUGCACCUCCCAGCCACUUUGAGACAUUGUCAACAGGUCCAGGAGGGUCACUAAGCGCAUCCUUGCAAGAGCUAGUCGCAGAUCAACAUAGACUUUCUUUGCAGAAAGGUUCCAUCAAUGUUUUUCAGUGGAAAGGACAUGAUGUCAGAAUUGAUCAGUGCAGAAUCAAGCGGGGAUUAGUACUCACUGGUGUAGGCGAUAAGGUUAUGCGACUCUGGUCACCUGAAGACUACAACUGCUUGGAGGAAUUUGACCUCCCAGAUCGAGCCUCUCUAGUUGAUUUUGAUUUUGAUGAGACCAAGGUUGUUGGUCUCACGAGUUCUCGUGUAUGCAUAUGGAGGCGAAAUGGAAGGAGAAACAUAUUUUCCUCAAAUCAAGGCCUUUUCCCAAAGAGUCUAUGUAUGCGUUUUGCAGAUCCCAAUGCUGUUAUUGGCUGUGAGGAUGGGACUGCCCGAGUAUUUGAUAUGUACAGCAAAAAGUGUUCACAGAUCAUAAGGAUGCAAUAUGGACCUGUUUCAUGCAUAAGUGUAACUGAUGAUGAAUUGAUAAUUAGUGGAUCCACUGCUGGUACUGUUACGCUAUCAGAUCUUUCAUCAGAUCAGGAGGUUAUUCGACUGAGAUCGCCCGCGUAUGGAGGCAUAAGGACAUUGUGCUUCAAUCCCAAUUCUCACUUGCUGUUUGCUGGAUCAACUGCAGGAUAUGUAUUGUCUUGGGAUAUCAGGACAAUGAAGUCUCUUUGGAGCGAAAGAGUGAGUCCAAACGUAAUAUACUCCAUGAAUCAUAUGCGAAACGAUAAUUCAACAUUAGUAGUAGGCGGACUAGAUGGUAUUCUACGCAUCCUAAAUCAACAAACGGGUGAAUUGUUCUCUAGUUGCAUGAUGGAAAACACAAGAAGAAGCGGUUUGGCAACAAGACUGCCACCAGAAACACGUAUUGAUCAAAUCUCUAAGACUUCUCGACCUACUAUCCGAUGUUUGGCUGUCGGAAGGGAGAAGGUUGUGACGACUCACAAUGAUGGUUACAUUAGGAUUUGGAAGUUUAAUAAAUUGUCUUGAAAUUUAUAUGCAUUAUUUUUUACUUCAAAGGAUUAUUUUUUAUUGAAG
Molecule: messenger RNA, 1361 nt
Organism: Impatiens glandulifera
Lineage: Eukaryota; Viridiplantae; Streptophyta; Magnoliopsida; Ericales; Balsaminaceae
Product: F-box/WD-40 repeat-containing protein At3g52030
Exons: 9
Coding region: 6-1313 (435 amino acids)
Molecular function (GO): protein binding
Source: RefSeq, a predicted model, not a curated record